AUGGGUUAUCAGGAAGCCAUUCGGGUUUAUUUGCGGCUUCGACCACAAAUAUCCAUCGCGCAGAGCAGCAUCCUGGGCUCCUCCGCAAGCGAGAGCUCUCUCAGCAGUUAUGUUCUCGAGCCCUCCUUUAGCGGCCGCUCAAGGCUCAAAUUCCACGUCAAUCGCCACAGCGAGGGCGACAUCGUCAACAACUCCGUGGAGGACUUUAGCUUUCAAUUCCGCCACGUCUUCGAGCCCUUGUCAACCCAGGAGGACGUCUUUAACGUCGUGGCGAAGGAUUGCGUGAUGUCGGUUCUGGAAGGCUACAACAGCACCAUCUUUGCCUAUGGCCAAACGGGGAGUGGGAAGACCUAUUCCAUCACCGGCGGGACCGAAAGCUACGACGAGCGCGGGGUGAUCCCCCGGGCGCUGGGGUUGAUCUACGACGAGGUCGCGAAACGUCAGCAGGACUGCUUCUGGAGCGUGAGCAUUUCCUACCUUCAGAUCUACAACGACAAAGGGCAGGAUUUGCUCAACCACGGGAAGGACGCGAAGACGCUGGAGGACCUCCCGAGCGUCACGAUUCACGAGGCCACCACCGGCGCCGAGGAGGAUUUGGUCGUGGUCCUGAAAGGUCUUCAGCAGCACGCCGCCCCAACGCUGACCGACGCGCUCAAUUUGUUAUUUUUAGGGGAUACCAACCGAUUGUACUGUGAAACGCCAAUGAAUCGCACGUCCUCUCGCUCCCAUUGCAUUUUUACCAUUUCACUGGAGGCCCGCGUGGUGGGGUCUUCGGUGGUGCGUCGCUCCAAACUCAACCUUGUGGAUUUGGCAGGUAGUGAGCGUGCUAGCAAAUCCGGUGUGGGGGGCGUAAUCCUGUCCGAGGUGAAGUAUAUUAAUCUUUCGCUUCAUUAUCUCGAGCACGUGAUCAUUUCUUUGAGUGAACAAGCGAAAGGUAAACGGGAUCAUGUGCCCUUUCGAAAUUCCUUCUUGACGAUGGUACUGCGCGAUAGCCUUGGGGGGAAUUGUCGUACGAGCAUGUUGGCCACCGCCCAUCUAUCGAAGGCGGCGUUGGCGGAGACGAUCAGCACCUGCAGUUUUGCGCAGCGGGUGGCCCUUAUCAAGCAGGACGCACGCAUUAAUGAAGAAACCGACCCGAUUUUACUUCUAAAGAAGCUCAAAGCAGAGGUGGCCCAGUUAAAGGAUCAACUGGCGUUUUACGAAAAGAAUGGCGAGGGAAAAGGGGGCGGCGUGGACCGCGAGCUGAGCGAGGAGGAAAAGAUAUUGUGCCGAACUAUGGUGGAUGCGUACAUUGGAGGAGGCAGUCGGAUUGAGGGAUUUGAAGGGGAAAUGGUGCGCAUUUAUUACUGUUUUGAUCUGAUGAAACGCAGGAUUCUGGGGGAAUCCGGUAGCGCCAAUGGUGGGUUCGUGAAGCGGUCGGACUCCCCACUGGGCUCUGAGGCGAAUGGCAGCCCACAGCUCUGCCCCAAACACAAUCGGGAGGGUGGGGGUACCAAGUUUGUAGGGAUAUCGACCGCGAAGGCGUACGAGGAGCAGAUUGACCAGCUACAAAUCAGCCUAAAACAAAAGGAAAAUGAAAUAAACACGAUGUUGGAUAUUCUCCAUCGGACGCAGGGCAGCCGAUAUAACGCCGCUACGCAGACCUUUGGCGACGUCGACCGGUACGACGAUGCGAAUCCCCCGAUUAACGGUGUUCGGAGGGGACUUGUGGAGGGUGGCGACCAUUCUUGCCAUGCCGAGAGACCCCAGCACGCGGAUGAACCCCAUAAAUCCGCGUGUUUGGCGAAAGGUUUAAACCUACUGCCUGCUUUUAACCGUUUAUCGGACCUUGCUCAACAGGGUGAAAUCAAUUCGUCCGAGGCGGCCGCCGCGGAGGAAUAUUUAAUGAGGAAGCACCAACCGUCCCAGGAUUUGUCGGCUCUUUCGGACUCCCAGCUUGUGGAAGACCGUGCGGCGGCUUUUGAGGCCUUCAAGGGCUCUUACAAGAAUUACAUCAAGAUUGAAACCACAAAGCAGGAACUAAAAGCCGCCUAUGUCGUAUGCAAAGAAACGGCCCAGAAGCUCAACCAGAGCGUGGAUACGAUGAAAAAUCUCAAACAACAAAUCCAGCGACUACGUGCGGAGCGGGCAGUCGACGGCAUCGAACUUGUCGACCCCGAGGAGCAGCGCUUGAUGGAUCAGCUCGGCUCUACCCGAGAGUGCUAUAACGCUCUGGCGGCGGAGCUCCGGCAAGAAAGGGAAACGAUUGAUGGCAUGCACGCUUUUAUGAAACACUCACAGGAGCAGGUAACUCGGGAUUUCGAGCAAUGGUUCAAAACACGAAAGAAGCAGGUGAAGAUGGCUGUCCAAAACACGCGUGUGAGUCCUUCCGAAAAUGAAGUCCCUAAUCCGCCAAAUAACGCCAUCGCCACCACGAUGUCGAACCGUCUGGGCAGCAGCGGCAACAUCCAAAUCAAGCACCCGUCCUCAGCACCCGCGACCACUUUAAACGGCGCCGCGACUACCAACAACACAUCGCUUGACAGCCUAGCGAUACCGGAAAAGCUCUUAUCGAAUGCGCUCCCCAACAGCGCCGUUCUAUUCGCCCCAUCGGCGUCGGCGACCGGGUUGAACUCCGUGCGGACGCCCAUGACGUACAGCCCGCCCGGGAUUCCCUCCUCGUUGUCGGCGUCUGCGGCGCCGUUAUCGGCGUGGGGGGUGCCCGGACCCACCGCGAACGCGCGAGGCCCUCCGUUCUCGAGUUCGCCGGAGCCCCACCAUUCCCCUCCUUCCCCCGCGGUGGGGCCGGCCUUGUUGGGCCAUUCCAGCCUGAAGCCUUUUCACCUCCAGCCGCUCGACGCCCCGGCCUCCGGCGGGCGGCCGUUGUCGCCAGGGGCCAACGAGAGGGCCGGCUCGGCCGGGCAGAGCAGCCCGCGGUUAUGGCCAACCCCCACGGACCAGUCGGGCUCGUCCUGUGGCGGGGGGACGGCGGAGUCGAACCCGUACGCGCCCACGCACCGCUCCACGGGAAAUAGGGCCGCCGAUGAGCAGCUUGCCGCGCUCUAUAAGCUUCGGGAUAUGAUGCGGCAAAAUCUGAGGAAUUCGUAG
Messenger RNA from Phytomonas sp. Hart1, 3087 nucleotides. Lineage: Eukaryota; Euglenozoa; Kinetoplastea; Trypanosomatida; Trypanosomatidae. The record is from the annotation of a GenBank genome assembly.